Daphnia magna is the source of this 2248-nucleotide messenger RNA. It is a transcript of the gene Ipk1, whose product is annotated as inositol-pentakisphosphate 2-kinase. Bases 211 to 2019 code for a protein of 602 amino acids. Gene Ontology annotation, molecular function: inositol-1,3,4,5,6-pentakisphosphate 2-kinase activity; ATP binding. Lineage: Eukaryota; Metazoa; Arthropoda; Branchiopoda; Diplostraca; Daphniidae. Gene Ontology annotation, cellular component: nucleus. The record is from RefSeq and is a predicted model, not a curated record. The transcript is spliced from 11 exons. Gene Ontology annotation, biological process: inositol phosphate biosynthetic process.
AGUGCUGCGACAACUGUAGGUCAGGGUUGCACAACCAUAUGAGGUUUUGUCGGCAUUCGUCUGCUAGUGGGAUAUUCUCCCGCCGAGUAGCUUACGUGUACGUCGUGGCUGUGUGUGAGAACGGAAUAAGGUGUUACGUGUAAAGCAAGUGAUUUCGAACUCUAAAACUUCAUCAAAUAUUUAGAAGAAGUGAUAUGGCAAAAUAGCUUCAUGAUUCGUAAAAUCUGUGAAUUCUCUCUGUCGCUAAACGAUGUACAAAAUCCGGAUUGGGGGGCCGUCACCACGAUGCCGGCAGACCUGGUGAAUGUCAGACCCAGUGUUCUAUCACAAGAUGGUCUAUUAGUAACAACGGCGGGAAACUCGCAACAGCAGACGAGUGUGACGACGAUCGGGGCAACGGUCGUCGUUGAAGCGGCGACUAGCGACGCCGGUAACCAAACGACCCGUUCGUGCCACUGUCCUCAAUGGACAUUGCGACGUCCACGUCACUGGGUCUACCGUGGAGAGGGCAAUGCUUCCAUCGUCUUGGCUUUACCUCAGGAGAAGAAAAUUGUCAAGUUAGCCAAAAUUGAUUACAAGCUACGGCGAAUGGAUUCCGACAAUCAAUUUGUAGCCCAAGAGGUCAAUGGAGGUAUCAGAACAAUCGCUGAAACGUUGGAACGGCUCAUCUUUAGUCAAAAGAUAUUGGGUUCGUUGCUAGGCGCCGGAUUAGUCCGUCCGUGUCAUGUUUUUCACGUAGAUUUAGACGAAAUUGAAGAGGUGGAUCACCUCGUUGAUGUCUUCCGUCCAGCUCAUCGUAAGCACAAACGAUUAGCUCCAGUCUGCCACGUUAUUGUGUGCCCGGAUUGCACACUUUUACCUCGUCCUCCUCCUCUUCUCACGCAAUCAGCAGAACAGUCAGUUACGGUUUCACCGACGAGCCCUUCCAAGCCAACAACACAACAGCCGCCAGUGUUUUGCGUCGAAUUGAAACCGAAACAAGGCUUCCUUAGUAUGGGUCAUCAACAUUGCCCUUUUUGCCUCAACCAAUUCCUAAAGCGAAAGCACGGGAAGAUUCAAUUGCUGAGCCAGUACUGCCCUCUUGAUUUAUUUUCUGGAUCCCGUAUGAGAAUGCUUAAGGCUAUAAUAGCUCUUACCCGAACGCCCCAAAAUAACCUGAGGAUUUUUCAGGAUGGUAACCUAGUGUUUGCUGAAGAGUGCCAAUCCAACUUGAUGGCCGUUUUGCAGCAGUGGUUCCAGGUGGACGAUACAGGCGAUCGAACACUGCUUUUGAAACAUUUUUGCACUUUGGUGAUGGAUGCACUGACUAUGGAAAUCUGUGAUGGCACAGACGCGAGUCUAGAUCAAACCGUUGAUGAUGUUAAAGAAGCAAAAGAAUCUCAAGAAGAUUGGAAUCGACUGAUCAAAGAAGAAAGAAGCGAUCAUUCUUUACCAUGUUUGCCACCGCAGGCGAGAAUUAGAAAAACUGGCCCAACAAUAGCAACAAGUUUACCGUCACGGUCCGUCCUUUGCCGAUUGCUACGAGUCCAAUCGCUGGGCGAUGUGGACUUUGGACGGCUUUACGACGCGUACGACGCUCUUGUAUGUCGCUUUCGUGACGGCUCUGUGCCCUACGAAACGAUGCGCUGGACGCAUCCGCACACGGGUACGGUCGACUGGCUCCUCAGCCAAGAGAAAACCACCAACCAGACGAUGGACGAUGUCCGUCUAGUUCAACGCUACCGUAUCUCAUCAACGACUCGUGAUUGUUCCAUCAUGAUCGCCUUUCAGCGAUUGGCCAACGAUUCAGUCAAAGACACAACGGAGUUUUCUUUUGCUGGUUCGGAACAUUUGCCAAUUUUGCGUGACCUUUCAGGUCAGCGGUACAAGUGUCACGCAUCGGUCGUCGACUUGGACCCGAAGCCAGUGACUUGCGUGGAGAAACACCGCCGGCGAAAUCAAGCCAUGAAUGAGGCCUUUUGGCUCAGCAACAGCAGCUCUUCCCACUCCCUUACGAAUCGAUUACCACCGAAAGUUUAAAACAUGUUCCUUUCCAAAAUAAUUAAUUAAUCAUUAAUCGUAUUGUUUGAAACACACACACACACACACAACCUAGUCAACUAGUCGGCCAUUUUCCUUCCCCGUUUUGCGGUAACAUGGGAGUUUUUCGUGACUCGUAGCUCGUGACAGUGAUUCCAAAUUUAAGCGUCAACACUUCCCGAGGGCCUUUAAACUCCCUUUCCUAAAAAGAAAAAGAAAAAAAAAAAUA